Molecule: messenger RNA, 2971 nt
Organism: Vicia villosa (hairy vetch)
Lineage: Eukaryota; Viridiplantae; Streptophyta; Magnoliopsida; Fabales; Fabaceae
Product: receptor like protein 22-like
Exons: 2
Coding region: 1-2970 (989 amino acids)
Molecular function (GO): protein binding
Source: RefSeq, a predicted model, not a curated record
AUGAAGUGGUUGCUUCUGUGUUUACAUCUUUUUUUCUUUCAUUUUCCAUUUUCCUCGUCAUGUCAUCCUUAUGAGAAUUAUGCUUUGCUUCAUUUCAAGUCCUCAUUCACUCUAAGUACCGCUUAUUAUCCUUGUAAUGAAUCUCCUAUGAAAACAACAACAUGGCAAAAUGGGAGUGAUUGUUGCUCAUGGCAUGGUGUCACAUGUGACACCAUCUCUAGUCAUGUGAUUGGCCUCAAUCUUGGCUGUGAAGGCCUUACAGGUAUAUUAUAUUCUAACAGUUCCAUUUUUCAUCUUUCUCAUCUCCAAACACUCAAUCUUUCUUCCAAUUAUUUCUCCAAUGUUUCUUUUGGCUCCCAAUUUCAUUCUAAGUUUGGUGGAUUUCAGAGUCUCACUCAUCUUGACCUGUCUAACUGUGAUUUUCAAGGUGAAGUUCCUCCUCAAAUAUCACAUCUUUCUAAAUUAACAUUACUUCGUCUCUCUGACAAUAGUGAGUUAAUUUGGAAAGAAACCACUUUGAAGAGACUUGUGCAAAAUGCAACAAAUUUAAGGGAGAUGUUUUUGGAUGGCACAAAUAUGUCUUCAAUAAGACCAAACUUCCUUAGUUUUCUCUUCGAUCAUUCUUCCUUUUUGGUUACUCUUAAUCUCAAAAAUUCAAGAUUAAGGGGUGACUUCAAACAAAGCAUUCUCUGCUUACCAGCUAUUCAUGAGUUAUAUAUGUCAAAAAAUAACCUUACCGGCCAGCUUCCAGAAUUCGGUUGCAGUAACUUUGUUAGACUUUUGGAUUUUUCAUUUAAUGGUUUUCAAGGACACAUUCCUCUGUCAUUUUCUAAUCUCACAUCUCUUACUUAUCUAAGUUUAACGGGAAACUCUCUUAACGGUGAACUUCCGUUAUCAAUUUCAAACCUUCAACAUCUCAUUUUCUUAGACCUUUCAUCCAAUUCAUUUAUCGGUCAGAUCCCAGAUGUGUUUGGUGGGAUGACCAAAAUACGAGAACUCUAUCUAUAUUUAAACAAUUUAGAAGGACAAAUUCCUUCUUCGUUAUUUAAUUUGAAUCAACUUGUGACAUUAGAUUGUUCUGAUAAUAACUUGGUGGGGCCCCUAAUCAACAGAAUUUCAGGUUUUAGAAAACUAACUUAUUUGAUUUUACAUAACAACUUAUUAAAUGGAACAAUUCCUUCCUCCUUGUUAUCCUUGCCUCGUUUAGAAGUAUUACAUCUAGCAAACAAUCGACUGACGGGACCUAUCAGGGCAAUCUCAUUGUAUUCCUUAGAAGAGCUUUAUCUAUGCCAAAAUAAGCUACAAGACAAUAUUCCAAAAUCACUUUUUAGCCUUCCAAACAUUACUAUACUUUGUCUAUCAUCAAACAACUUAACCGGAGUUGUUGAUUUUCACCACUUUUCUAAACUUCAAAAUUUGCAUUCUUUGUCCCUUUCACAUAAUAGCCAAUUAUCACUAAAAAAUGAAUCCAAAGUCAAUUACAAUUUUUCUGAACUAAUUUUAUUGGAAUUGUCUUCUUUGAGUUUGAAUGAAAUUCCCAUAUUUUUAAAAAAUUGUCCAAGAUUGUAUUCUCUUGACAUGUCCAAUAACAAAUUGAAUGGAAGAGUGCCUGAUUGGUUACUUGAAACAAUGAAUUCAAUUGGAUUUUUGAAUCUCUCUCAAAACAUGUUCACAUCAAUAGAUCAAAUCUCAACAAGUAGCUACCGGCUUGGUUCCCUUGAUCUUAGUUUAAACUUACUACAUGGUGAACUUUCUUCUUCAAUUUGCAACAUGAGUUCCCUACAAUAUCUCAAUCUUGCACAGAAUAAAUUGACAGGUACCAUUCCACCAUGCCUUGUUAGUUUAUCGUCUCUUCGAGUUUUGGAUCUACAAAUGAACAAUUUUUAUGGAAUUUUGUCAAAUAAAUUUUCAAAGGACAGUCAACUUCUUAAUUUGAACCUUUAUGGCAACCAAUUAGAAGACCAGUUGCCAAAGACUUUGUCCCAUUGCAAAAAUCUGGAAGUUUUAAAUCUUGGUAGCAAUAGAAUUGAGGACAAUUUUCCUUAUUGGCUUCAAACUCUGGAAAAUUUGAAAGUGUUGGUUUUGCGAGACAAUAAGUUGCAUGGCCCCAUUUCUAAUCUAAGGACCAACUAUUCAUUUCCCAAUUUAAUGAUUUUUUAUAUCUCAAGCAAUAACUUCAGUGGCCUACUUCCAAGAGAAUUAUUUAAAAAGUUUGAAGCCAUGAAGGAUGAGGAUGCAAGAUUUUCAUAUAUGGAAGAGUCGUUGAAUUUUUACAGUCAGCUUAGUAUUAUAUGGUACUACGAUUCUGUGACCUUGAGGAUUAAGGGGAUCAAUUCCAUAUUGGUGAAAAUUUCAACGAACUUUGCAACUAUUGAUAUGUCAAGAAAUAAAUUUGAAGGAGAUAUUCCAAAUGCUGUUGGAGAGCUUCAUGCACUUAUAGGACUUAACCUUUCCCAUAACAGACUCAGUGGUAGUAUUCCUCGAUCCAUGGCAAAUUUGAUAAAUUUAGAAUCUUUGGAUCUCUCAUCAAAUAUGAUCACCGGUGUUAUUCCUGCAGAAUUAUCCGAUUUGAAUUUUCUUGAAUUCCUGGAUGUUUCUAAUAACCAUCUUGUGGGGGACAUACCUCAAGGAAAACAGUUCAAUACAUUUUCAAAUGAUUCAUUUGAAGGAAACUUGGGAUUAUGUGGAGUACCCUUGUCAAAGAAAUGUAGACCUGAACAACAUUCCCCAUUUUCACCCAACAAGUUUUGGAGUGAAGAGAAAUUUGGAUUUGGAUGGAAACCAGUGGCAAUUGGAUAUGGAUGUGGAUUUGUGUUUGGGAUAGGCCUUGGAUAUUGCAUGUUUCUAAUUGGAAAACCAAGAUGGCUUGUGAUGAUAUUUGGUGGCCAACCAAAGAGAAAAGUGAGAAGAAGAACAAGAGUGAGGAGAACUAAUCAUUCAAACAUGAAUCAAAUGAUACAAAUGUCAUAGU